Saccostrea echinata is the source of this 1266-nucleotide messenger RNA. RefSeq lists its product as uncharacterized. Gene Ontology annotation, cellular component: mitochondrial outer membrane. The transcript has 8 exons. Bases 1 to 1155 code for a protein of 384 amino acids. Gene Ontology annotation, biological process: mitophagy by internal vacuole formation; mitochondrial protein catabolic process. The record is from RefSeq and is a predicted model, not a curated record. Lineage: Eukaryota; Metazoa; Mollusca; Bivalvia; Ostreida; Ostreidae.
AUGGCGGGCCGCCAUGAAAAUGAAAAGAAAUUAAAACUUGCUGAUCAAAAUUCAUCGGAGAUUCGAUACUUGAAAGAGCAAGUAUGCAACCUGAAGAAAGAAGUUCAUACGUUAGAGAAAGAGGCAGAGAGUUUGAAAGAAGAAAAAAUCCCAGUCCAACGGAAAGGCGAAACACAUCUGAAACAGACAGAUUCACGAGCACACAGACCAGGAUCUGAAAUAGACCGACUGAAGCAAGUUAUUUUGCAGCUAGAGUAUGAAAAUGAAAAGCAUAAAUCACACAUUUCCACCAUAUCAGGGGCAAAAGAAAAUGCAUUACAAAGGCAAAGUCAAGCUGAACUAAACAUCAAAACAUUAGAGGAGGAAAUACAGCGUUUAAGAGAAAGACUGUUAAAGCAAGAAGAUGACAAUUAUCGACUCCAAAAGGAAAUCUCUGAAGUUUGUAAAGAAAAAGACAAUGCAUUAUCAAGGUUAAGCAAGGUGGCUGGUGCCAAGCUAUAUCAUGGUAAUGCAGCAGUAACCGAUCUUAGUGACAGCAAUCGUCCAACAAAAAUAGCAGAAAAAUUCUCCGAGUUGUAUGACAACCAGUGGACAGACGCUUUUGAGGAACUUAAGAAUACGUACAACACUGAAGAAGAAACUAUACAAGUCCUGUUGAACAUAUUACAGGAGGCAUACACGUUUUGCAUGAAAGCAGAGAAUUAUUAUGAAACCAGGAUCGACGAAGCAGUCUUUACACUCACGGAUGUAAAUACUGAAGAGACACGUCGGAUCAAUGGUACAAAUAGUUCUAUACAAAAAGCACUAGCAGAUUUAAGGCUCUCGAUGGGAAAUGCUUGUUCUUCAAUUAUUGGGCAGAUGUUUCUUGCGAAACUUCCAGCCAUUUUGAAGAAGAAGUUAGACGUUUCUGUGUCCCCCAAAACAAAGUUGUAUGCACGUCAAUGUGCAAAUCUCUGUUGGAGAAUGAGAAUCCGUCUUCCUCCAGUGUUUGCCCGCUUUGAAUUCGGAAAAGGGACGACAUUUAACACAGAUAUACUGAGGAAAUAUACCAAAACAGGAGGAUAUUUGGAUUUCGUUGUCUGGCCUGCAUUGUACUUGCAUGAAAAUGGACCUGUGUUGUCUAAAGGUGUGGCACAGCCAAAACAUUUUCCAUGAUUAUUACAAUAUUACUAUAGUAUACUAAUUCAUAUUUGUUUUGCAGUUUUUCUUAUAAUGAUUUGAUGUCCUUUUGCUUAUGUGUCAUAUUAAAACGUUUGCUGAUAUUUC